Messenger RNA from Penicillium macrosclerotiorum, 714 nucleotides. RefSeq lists its product as uncharacterized. The transcript is spliced from 2 exons. The record is from RefSeq and is a predicted model, not a curated record. Lineage: Eukaryota; Fungi; Ascomycota; Eurotiomycetes; Eurotiales; Aspergillaceae. The coding region runs from base 1 to 714 and encodes 237 amino acids.
AUGAGAAAAAAAAACCAACCCACGUCUCUCCACAGGGAGAAGACUUCCCCUGUGGAGAGACAUGGUGGAGAGACACGACGCGGACGAUGGCCAUUGCCCCAGGCCACGAGCCAACAACAGGGAGCCGAUGAUGACAACCGGCCGAAGCCGACUCGCACGGCCACGAGGAACCCACUCAAGCGUGCAGGAGAGUCCAGGACAGGGCCGGCCAGCGUGGGUUCCGGCAAUGGGUCGGCUUUGGUUCACCACUCAAAUGUCCCCGGGCAGCCGAGGGACCGCAAGUCUGGAGAUCGGGAUGACAUGGUGGCAAAACUCGGCGAGAUGUCCCGGACUCUACAUGCUGGCCGAAGGCCGAGUCGUGGCUCGGGAUCGGGCCAGGCACUCCGGAUUGUUCGCGCUGGCUUCAUGCCCGAUGUGUGCCCCGGUGAGCUUCACACCCCAACUCUCCGCGUCAGGGGGGAAAACUCUGGAGAGCGAAAGUGCGGAGUCCGGAGGCCCAAAACCGGCUUUACACGUGUCGUCGAGGUUGACUCCCAGGGUCUUCUUCCGAAAUUCCCUGUGUCCUAUUCCGCCAUCACGGUCGAUGAUUCGGUCGGUCUUGACAGACUCAGCGCAGGGCACCCCAUCAUCAUCCCCUUUCAGAGGCGCCCCUCUGGUAGCGAUGGGCCCCGCCGUGCGCCUCCGUCUCAGCAGAGUCUUACGAUCCCAUUCUAG